Beta vulgaris subsp. vulgaris (sugar beet) is the source of this 1257-nucleotide messenger RNA. RefSeq names its product protein FAR1-RELATED SEQUENCE 11-like. The coding region runs from base 1 to 1257 and encodes 418 amino acids. Lineage: Eukaryota; Viridiplantae; Streptophyta; Magnoliopsida; Caryophyllales; Amaranthaceae. The record is from RefSeq and is a predicted model, not a curated record. The transcript has 5 exons. Gene Ontology annotation, biological process: regulation of DNA-templated transcription.
AUGGACGGAGAAAGAAACUUAUUUUGGUGCCCGGCUCAAAGUUUUGAUUGGUAUAAAAAGUGCGGUGAUGUAGUCGUGUUCGAUACCACUUACAAAGUCAAUGCAUAUGACAUGCCUUGUGGGAUUUUUGUUGCGAUCGACAAUCAUGGAAAAACUAUUUUGUUCGGGUGUGCACUCCUCCGCAAUGAGACAACUGCUACUUUUUCAUGGUUAAUGAAGAAUCCACCAAAGACCAUUAUCACUGAUCAAGACCCUUGGAUGUCUAAAGCAAUUGCAUUAGAAAUGCCAACUACAAAACAUAGCUAUUGUAUAUGGCAUAUCACAUCGAAAUUUAGCUCUUGGUUUGUAGCUCUUCUACGAGAGGAUUAUCAAAAAUGGGAAGAGUUUGAACGUAGUUGGACUCUGAUUAUUGCAAAGUACUAUUUGCAAGAAAAUAAACAUGUCCAUGGCUUGUACAAUGUGAGAUAUUUUUGGGCACCAACUUAUCUUAGAGAUAAUUUUUUCGGAGGCAUGAUAACCAAUGGAAGAUCAGAGAGCAUCAACGCUUUUAUUAAGAGAUUUGUUUCCUCUCAUGUAUCUUUGGUUGAUUUUGUGAAACAGGUGGCCCUAGUUGUUCAAGAAAUUUGUCAAGGACACUCACAUAGCAAUAUGGUUGCUACACUUAGACCCAUCACAAUGAAAACAAAGUCACCCUUAGAAGGUCAAGCUCUUGAAGUCUUUACUCCAUUUGCCUUCAAAAAGUUUCAAGAUGAAUUUUCUGCAUCUAGUCAGUAUUCUAUUACCCAUGUGGAAGGUAUACUUUGUCGUCAUAUAUUUCGGGUGUUGUUGCAUAAUGAUUGUUUCAAGAUUCCUUCUGCCUACCUACCUCAAAGAUGGCAUUUUGAUACAUUGCAAAUUACUACUGGAAAUCAUGAGGUAACAAGGGAUGACAUAAUUCUCAAAGAAGAAUUUGAAACUUUACACAAUGACAUUGGAGAUAGCGGGGUGAAUGUACUAUGUCCUCCCAAAUGCAAAACAAAGGGUCGUCCACCAAAGAGGCGAGAACAGGGUGGAAAAGAAUUGGGGAAGAAGAAAAUUAAGAGUUGUUCUAUAUGUAAGCAGCCCGGCCAUACUAAACCAACAUGUCCUCACAAAGAAAAUGUUUUUUCUUUGAAUAAUAUGAAUGAAGAUGCUACAUCUACCUCACCAAAGCAAAAGAAACAAAAGAUGAUGGCGGCAGAUUUAGGAUUAAAUCCUAUCUUUACUCUGAAAUGCUAG